Messenger RNA from Plenodomus lingam JN3, 909 nucleotides. RefSeq lists its product as uncharacterized. The record is from RefSeq and is a predicted model, not a curated record. Lineage: Eukaryota; Fungi; Ascomycota; Dothideomycetes; Pleosporales; Leptosphaeriaceae.
AUGCUUUCCAACCUAUUCAUCGCUGGUGCGCUAUGGAGCCAGUCCACUAUUGCACAAAACAUGCUACGCUUCGGAUGCUCCCAACUCACCGUUGAACGAGCCGACCCCCUCGUUAACCCAGGACAAGCCCCUUCCCCUCACACCCAUCAGAUCAUCGGCGGAAACUCCUUCAACCUGACCAUGACCCCCGCCGAAUUCGACCCCCCUUCCCUCUCCACCUGCACAACCUGCACCUACGCCGAAGACUUUAGCAACUACUGGACCGCAAGCCUCUACUUCAAAUCCCCCGAAAACGGCACCUACCAACGGGUCCCCCAAUUCGCCAACAUCGGCCUCCAACAAGACGGCGGCAUGACGGUCUACUACAUGCCCUACAGCGCCAAAAACAACAAAGUCACCGCCUUCAAACCCGGCUUCCGCAUGAUUGCCGGCGACCCAACCGCCAAAAAGAGUAACCGCGUCUCCAUCUGUCACCGCUGCCAAAACCCCAACUCCGGCUUCGGCGCCCCUUGCGACGCAGGCGAUACCGCCGAGCUGCCGACCAAGUACUGUGCGGAUGGGAUCCGGGCGACGAUCAUCUUCCCGUCGUGCUGGGAUGGUAAGAAUCUGGAUAGUCCGGAUCACCGGAGCCAUGUUGCGUAUUCGAAUGCUGGCGGGUUGGGGACGCCGAAUUGUCCGAGUUCGCACCCGGUGGCGAUUCCGCAGGUCAUGUAUGAGAUUAUGUGGGACGUGGGGCGGUAUAAGAAUGCAGCGUGGUAUGCUGGGGGGAAACAGCCGUUUGUUUAUAGUUUUGGGGAUGGGUAUGUCUUUUUUUUUUUUUCUUUUUUCUUUCUCCUUUGCUCUCUUACACUUGACUCCCUCUAUCUAUUGUCUCUCUCCCUCUCACGCAAUACCACACACUCCAUCUAA